Molecule: messenger RNA, 3377 nt
Organism: Linum trigynum
Lineage: Eukaryota; Viridiplantae; Streptophyta; Magnoliopsida; Malpighiales; Linaceae
Source: the annotation of a GenBank genome assembly
UUAUUUUCUCCAAACCACCUUGUUUAUCCCUUCCGAAGACAAACAGUUUGGGAUUCCCAUAAUUGGGUGGUUUUUGAAGGCAAACAGUUUGGGAUCCCGGCCUUGAUGAGGCAAUUCCAUCAACAACUCCAGGAGUGGAUUGGAUUACCCCGGGAUUUGCCUGUUCAGCAGGUACAUCCGUUGUCCCCUAUUGUUGAUGCAAACGGGGUACCUUAGCAAUCUGUAUGUGGGAUGGGGUAGUGCGGUUGGGUUCUCAUGCGGCAGGGGGAUGGUUAUCCUCAAUUCUGCUAGAGAGAUAAUCCUUGCGCAGGGGGUUCAUUUCCCGUUAAUUAGUGAUCCGAUGAUGGUGGAAGCUUUGGCCCUCCGGGAGGCGUGUGCCUGGUGCUUGAGAAAUGGGUUCAAUGUCAAGAGGUUUGAAGGGAUGCCCAGGUGAUAAUUGAGAAGAUUCUCCGAUGGGAUGCUCGAGAUAAUCGUAUAGGGGCGAUUUUGGAAGAGAUUAUCAAUGUGUUUGCUUCGAAUGUAGGGUUCACUGUACGAUUUGUAGGUCGACGUAACAAUAGGGUAGCUCACUUGGUAGCUAGACAUGCCCUUUCUUUGUUCCCGACUACAUGUCGCUUGUUUGAUUUCCAGGCCUGGCUGCUUUCUAGGAUGUAAGGAUCUAUUGAUUUCAAUCUAUUGAUUAUCUUUUGUAAAAAAAAAAAAAAAUCCCUUCCGAAGACGUUCAACCCUACUGAACAAUAGCCCACUCACUCAGUACACUAACAGCCAACCCGAAUGAUUAAGGGGUCGUUUGUUUGAUGGAUUUGGGACUCAAAUCCCAAGCAUGAUGGAUUUUAGCCAAGUCCAUUGUUUGUUGUCAGGUGUAAAAUUCGUGGGGUCCACGAAUUUGUUCCCUUUUUAUGAUUAAAAUCCAUGGACCCCACGAACUUGUAAAUCCCACAUAUUGGGGUGGGAUUUGUAAAUCCUUGAUAGCUAGUUAUAUUUAUAGCAAAUCCAUCAUAAUUAUAUCAUCAAAUCUAUCAUGCAAACAAUAGACUCUUCAAAUACAUGAUGGUACAAAUCCCUCAUAAAUCUAAAGGUUUUUUAGCCAAAAUCCUAUUUUUCAAAUCCAACAAGACGAUACCUAAAUCAAACGGGGUGGUCAAUAGAAAAUUAGAAAUCACAUACAAAUCCUUUUGUUUCUUUGUUUCAUUCACAAGAAAGAACACUCGAUCAAUCACUCCACUGAUGUGUCUGUGACGCGGCUACCACUCUCAGCCCAUCUGCGAUUCACAGAAAGCGACAAACCCUAUAUUGGGACCUGAGAUGGCCACCACAUCAUGAUGAAUCUCCUUUACCUACCAAUUCCCAUUCGUUCAAAGUGCAAAUCCAACUCACCCUGUUCUUCUUAGUUACGGAAGCUGAAGCUCUCUCAAACUUGCGAAACCCAGAGAUUAUUUUCAAUCGGCAACCCGAGAUCAUGUACAGGUCUGCGGUUGCCGCCAGGCUGCUGAGAGGUGUAGCCGCUACCCACAACGGUUCGGGCUCGCUAAGUUCGUUCCAUCGUUCUAGGCGAUUUGCUCAUUCUUUGCCCUUCGCAACCGUAGAUGCUGAAGAGCUAUCGGGUGCUCGACCAGCUGAAGUACAGAACUUGGUGCAGGGGAAAUGGGGAGGAUCUUCCAGUUGGAACACAAUAGUGGAUCCCUUAAAUGGGGAACCAUUUAUCAGAGUUGCUGAAGUAGAUGAGAAAGGAAUCAAGCCAUUUGUGGAGAGCUUGUCCAAGUGCCCUAAACAUGGACUUCACAAUCCUUUUAAGUCGCCUGAGAGGUAUCUUCUGUAUGGGAACAUUUCCUCGAAUGUAGGGCACAUGCUUUCAUUGCCGAACGUUUCUGUUUUCUUCGCAAGAUUAAUACAAAGAGUUUCCCCGAAGAGUUACCAGCAAGCUCUUGCUGAAGUUCAAGUCACACAGAAGUUUUUUGAGAAUUUUUCCGGCGAUCAGGUUCGUUUCUUGGCAAGGUCGUUUGGGGUUCCAGGAAAUCAUCUUGGACAGCAAAGUAAUGGCUUCCGAUGGCCUUAUGGCCCUGUUGCAAUUAUUACUCCUUUUAAUUUCCCGCUUGAGAUUCCGGUUCUUCAGUUGAUGGGUGCAUUAUAUAUGGGCAAUAAACCACUACUUAAGGUUGAUAGCAAGGUAUCCAUUGUUAUGGAACAAAUGAUGAGACUGCUUCACUAUUGUGGGUUGCCUGAGGAAGAUGUUGAUUUUAUCAACUCGGAUGGGAAAACUAUGAACAAGAUACUAAUGGAGGCCAAUCCACGGAUGACACUGUUUACUGGUAGCUCGAGAGUUGCAGAGAAGUUGGCUGUUGACUUAAAUGGUCGUGUCAAGUUGGAAGAUGCUGGAUUUGACUGGAAAAUUCUGGGUCCUGAUGUUUGUGAGGCUGACUAUGUUGCUUGGGUCUGUGACCAAGAUGCCUAUGCAUGCAGUGGUCAGAAGUGCUCUGCCCAAUCCAUUCUAUUCAUGCACGAGAACUGGGCUGGUACUCCACUUCUUUCAAAAUUGAAGGAGCUUGCUGAGCGUAGAAAAUUGGAAGAUUUAACUGUUGGCCCUGUUCUGACUGUUACCACUGAGGCGAUGCUGGAUCAUGUGAACAAACUGCUGAACAUACCCGGGGCAAAGCUGCUCUUUGGCGGGAAGGCACUGGAGAAUCAUUCCAUUCCGUCCAUAUAUGGUGCAGUCAAACCAACAGCCGUGUAUGUCCCUCUGGAAGAAAUUCUCAAGGAGGGCAACUACGAACUCGUGACAAAAGAAGUAUUUGGACCGUUCCAGGUGGUGACGGAGUACAAGGAAAGUCAACUCUCCAUGGUUUUGGAGGCUUUGGAGAGGAUGCACGCGCAUCUAACAGCUGCUGUAGUUUCAAAUGAUGUCCUGUUUUUGCAGGAAGUUAUUGGGCAGUCUGUGAAUGGCACGACUUAUGCUGGGCUGCGAGCAAGAACAACAGGAGCUCCACAGAACCACUGGUUUGGACCGGCUGGAGACCCAAGAGGUGCUGGAAUUGGAACCCCAGAAGCCAUAAAACUGGUCUGGUCUUGCCACCGAGAGAUCAUAUACGACAUUGGUCCUGUGCCGCAGCAAUGGGAAAUUCCUCCGUCUACUUAAGAGAGAAACCCUUCAUGAUUUCCGCCGCUCUGCUCUAAACCGUUGAGAUGUAGCUAACUGAUGUAUGAGAAGUAGCCAACCGUUAUUGGACUACGAAGCCAAUUACGUUGCCAAUAAAAUGAGAUGUUUAUGUGUUGAAUUGUUCGGAGUAUAGAUCGUUCUUGGGACUAGUAUAUGAUCUGGUCUUUGCCAAGAAAUUGGUCCUAAUCAGCAUAGAACUAGAUAAGAAAUAGAGUAAAAUGAG